Messenger RNA from Dermatophagoides farinae (American house dust mite), 2084 nucleotides. RefSeq names its product tachykinin-like peptides receptor 86C. Gene Ontology annotation, biological process: G protein-coupled receptor signaling pathway. NCBI's taxonomy places the organism in Eukaryota, Metazoa, Arthropoda, Arachnida, Sarcoptiformes, Pyroglyphidae. The record is from RefSeq and is a predicted model, not a curated record. Gene Ontology annotation, molecular function: tachykinin receptor activity. Gene Ontology annotation, cellular component: plasma membrane.
CAACAAAUUAUGCGUCAACAACAAAUUAAAGCACGACGAAAACAAAGCUGAAUAGAACACUAUUGUGUGCUUGCGGUCCGAUAUGUUCAUAGCAAAUAUUUCAAAUAUUUUUUCCAUCAAAUCAAUAAUGAUGACUGCUGCUGCUACAAUUACGAUAAUGACCAUUUGUACAGCAGAUCAUCAUUCAUCAUCAUCAUCAAUGUGGUCAGAUAUACAUGAUACAACUGUGAUUAUGGAAAGUGAUCAUCAUAAAGAAAAUAAUUACCAUCAUAAUCAAUCAUCAUCAUCAUCAUUUGGUCAUCAUUUAACGAAUCGAUCAUCAUCAUCAUCAUCAUUAUCAUCAUCAUCAUCAUCAUCACCAUCAUUAUCAUCAUCAUCAUCGUCAACCGAUUCUGUUAUGAUGGUGGUAAAUGAAACUAUUAAAAAAUUAGCCAAAAAAUCAACGACAUCAUCAACAAAUAAUCAUGAUGAAAAUAAUCAUGGAGAACAAUAUUUUUCACAUGAUGUUCAAAUCAUUUGGUCAUUAAUAUUCGGCACAAUGAUAACGGUUGGCCUUUUAGCUAAUCUAUUAGUAUUGGCUACAAUUGGUGGCCAUAAAUCAUUACAUACGGUUACUAAUUGUUUUUUACUCAAUCUAACUGUUUCCGAUUUGGUCACCUUAUUGUUUAAUGCAACAUUUAAUUUUGUUUUUAUGAUCACUGGCCAUUGGCCAUUUGGUCAUCGAUAUUGUGUAGUGAAUAAUUUCAUUACAAAUCUAACUAUUGCAAUAUCGGUAUUUACCAUCAUGUUUACCAGUAAAGAAAGAUACAAUGCAAUUGUAUAUCCACUUGAAAAAAGAAUGACCAAAAAUCGUGCAUUAAUAAACAUUUUGAUCAUAUGGAUAGCUAGCGCCAUCUUUGCUAUACCAGCAUUAAUAUUUUCACGUACAUUACAUGAUACAUCGAUGCAACGUACCGUAUGUUUAAUGGUUUGGCCAGAUGGAUAUCCAGGAAAAUCAAAAUUGGAUUUUUUUUACAAUCUAUUAUUUUUGGUAUUAACUUAUCUAUUACCAUUGAUGACAAUGGCCAUUGCUUAUACAUUGAUGGCUCGUGUACUUUGGGGAAGUAAACAGAUUGGCGAAACAUCACAAGCACAAGCUAGUCUAGUACGUUCGAAACAAAAAGUUGUACGAAUGUUAAUUUGUGUUGUCAUUGUGUUUGCUGUUUGUUGGUUACCUUAUCAUGUAUAUUUUCUCACUACAUAUCAAUGGCCCGAAUUAACAACAGCACGUGGUAUACAGCAUAUAUUUUUGGCCAUCUAUUGGUUGGCCAUGUUUAAUUCGGUGCUUAAUCCAAUCAUAUUAUUGUUAAUGAAUAAACGGUUCCGACGUUAUUCUACAAAAUUCCUUAACUUUUGGCCCCUUAAUCGAGCUUUCAAUAGUGAUGCCGCAUCUUCAUUAACGACUAAUGCUGCUGCUCCUGUUGCACAACAAUUCAAUAAUAAUACAAGUGGUGGUCAACGACCAUCUAACUUGAUAAUGGUGGUUAAAUCACAUAGCCCAAAUUUUAAUCGUACAACAAGUGAAUUACUUGGUGAUGGUGGUGGUGGUGGUUUUGCCGUUAAUCACAUUUCAAAUGAACAGAAUUUGUCUAAUGAAAUAUUACCUAAUCAUCAUAAUUUUUCAUCAUUAUCUUCACCAACUUUAUCGAACAUGGCUGACAACAAUACUACGGUCAAAAAUUCUUUUUACUCUCCCUUAGUAGUACCGGACUAGUUUCAGGAGAAAAAAUCAAAAUAUCCUAUCAUCUUUAAAAUGUUGAGCCAUCCUCAGGAAAAGGAGAUAUUUUUGUAAACUUAAAAUCUGAAAAAUUUGAUUUUUUUUCAAUUUAUUUUUCAAACAAUCAUACAUACACACACACACAAACUGUUACACAAUUACGAAAUUUUUAUUUUUAUUAUUAUUUUUUUUUGUUUUGUUUUCGUUUGCAAUCGUCACUACUACAUAUUAUAUUGUUUAUGGGCAACAAUAAUGUGUGUGUACCCACCACAUCCAUCCAUCCUUUUCAUUCCGCCAAUCCUGAAUAAAAUAAAACCAAAUAAAUUGA